CGAGUGACACCUUUGAGGUGUGAAAUUGGGCGACGAGGAAUAGACGUUUCUUCAUCACCGUCUGCCAAUCGUCUGCCAAAUCAACUCUUCCAGCAAGGGGAAGGUAGCAUACCUCACCAGCAAAUCCCGAUACCCCCGGCUGCAACUCCGACAGCCACCAUGUCACAAGCAACGUCGCUCCGCAUGCUUCAGCAUAAAAACCGGAGUCAGCGUCGGUUCCUCAUCCACCCAUUUGCCGCCGGCUACACCGCACACAGUCGCAAACCCAUACCCUCCUUUGCUGCGUUCCUGGAAAACACUGGUUCACCACCGACUGACCACCCACCAACCCCUAUCGAUUCCGGCACGCAGGACUCGUCACCUUCACCACCCUCGCUACGGUCAGCACGCAAGCAUUCCCUCUACGACGUCAAAAGCAGCUUCUAUUACAGCUUUCCUGGCCCGCAACAACGGCGGAGCACACAACAUAAGCUGCCACGGACGAUUGCCAAGCGGCGGAGUAGGAGUCUUGGUGGCAAAAUCGGGAAGGAGUUGUAUGGGGAUGAAAAUGGGAGUGAGGUCUUCCUUCUGCGAAAGCGGAGUGGUGUAGGGAGGAAGAGCAAGACACAGAAGGACUUGGAGGUGGAGCAUGAUCAUGCGGACGUGGGUGAUUUGUGGGCUAAGGAGGGCGAGUUGGACAAGGAGCGACCAAGUGCUGCUGUAACCCUUCAGAGAAGUCGGACCAUCAACCCAGUCACUCCCUACCUCUUCAGGAAGGGCUCCAUGAGAGGGUUGGUAUACGGUGCUCAGCGGCAACACCAACAGCAGGUCGAGUCACGAAGCUCACCAAAACGGAGGGCGACGACGACGUCCCGGAUACCCCAGCGCUCUGCCGCGGCAGCACCCUCUGCCGAGCCUGUCAAUAAGUCCGACCAAAACCCCGUUUUCGAGGCAUUACGACGGAAGCAGCCCCUCACUCGCAAAUCCCCGCGCAACAACUUGCGCAUUGACACACAACUCAACACGUUUAACCUUCCUACCCCUGCCGAGCAGAAGACGCCCGAUGAACGAACGCCAGAUACACCCAUCCCCACCCCCUCGUCUGUAUUUCCGCCCACACCGACAUCCCUCACCGCAUCAACCGCAAUGCUAACCCAGGAACAACAAUCCACACGUCUCACAAAGGGUUCACUCCCUCCCCGUCUCGCGCCCGAUUUGGAGCAACGGUACUACAUCAUGGCAUUCCGCAAACUCUCAACAUUGCGCUCGUCAGCGUCGCGCAUCGUGCUCAUCAACCUGAUCCAUUACAUCCGUCGCGUGCAUCCGGAAAUCGUCUCGCUGCAUUUCACGCGGCCUGUGGAUGCGCCAAAUCCCGCUGCAAGCACCGCGACGUUGGCGAUGACACCCGACACGCCAGCGCCACCGCAGUACCAAUACCAACACUCUUCCACACAGUCCGACACCGCCUCCUAUCGGCACUCAUACCCCUCGCACACACCCUACGCCCAAGAGCAGCAGCAAUCAUCACCCUACUCAUACCCUUACCACACCACCAGCACAUCCUCCCUCCCUCCGUCCCCGCCGCACAACACCCCCCCAAUACCCUUCCGCAUCAGCAUCGCCAAGCUAAUGCGCUCGACACCCGGCCCCGCAUCGCAAAGCAUGACCGCCAAACGACGCAAUAAGCGACGGCUGGAGCUGCGUGCGGCCGGGAUGCCCGUGUCGUGGGGCGCGUCAGGGUUGCGAGUGGAGGUCACGGACGCGGAAGCCUUAGAGUCGUGUCGACGUCAGCAGGCACUAUUGCAGGCCCAAGCAGAACUGCAGGCCCAUUCGUCUCAUUUGUCGCCAGGCAUGCACGCACACGCAAACUUGCAUACAAACCCACAAACCCACACCGCCGGCCGCAUAUCCGCCACCUUCCUCCGCCACGGCAACCUCUCCCAAUUCGAGCACCUGUACGAAUCUCCCUCCUCAGUACCACAACCACCCACCCCCAAACAGAAACGCCGCUGGAGCCGCCAACCCAAACCCAAACCGCCACCCCACUCCCAACACCCUGCGCCAUCCGACAUCAAACCGGACUCAUCAUCACGCCGUUCCCAAGCCCAACAACACACGGCAAAACCGUGGAGAACGACCAUGUGGCGACGCAUGCGCCGCUUACUCGGCUGCGGCGGCGGGUUUUACAUCCAUGACGGGGUCAGUGGGUCGUUUGUCCACGUCGCGGCGGCGGCGGCGAGGUCCUCGCAGACUUGUUUGACGUAUAGGCAGGGAUAGGAGUCUUGUACGCAUCGUGGGAUAGGGUAGCUUGCU
Fimicolochytrium jonesii is the source of this 2292-nucleotide messenger RNA. RefSeq lists its product as uncharacterized. The coding region runs from base 160 to 2256 and encodes 698 amino acids. The transcript has 2 exons. The record is from RefSeq and is a predicted model, not a curated record. NCBI's taxonomy places the organism in Eukaryota, Fungi, Chytridiomycota, Chytridiomycetes, Spizellomycetales, Powellomycetaceae.